ACGUUUAUAUUAUCAUUACCUAAGUGCGGUUUCACUCAAAGGCUACAUUAUCUAAGUAAUAAAGCUAUAGUUAAGUAAGCGCACACGUUUCACUUAGAAUGUGUUAAUUAAUUUAUUUAUUUUAGAGUUCUAAAAAAAGUUUUCGUUAAAGAAAACAAAAAGGGGUUCUUGUUCAAACACUCUAGAUUAAAGGUGAUAAUCAUUAAUCAAAAGUGAAAUUUCUUAGCAGCUUUAGAAUAUGUCGGAAAACCCAACCAAUGGAAAUAAUCCGCAAAGUUCUUUGUCUGAACUGUUAGAUGAUGCCCUAAAAGACUUUGAAGAACCAUCUCAGCCAACACCAGUAACAGAUACAGAAGUACCAACUCAACAAAAUCCCGAUAUUUUUUUGAAAGAAAGUCUUGAAGAAACUAUGAAAAAAUUCAUGGAUGGAGAUCAAGCAGAAUUAGCAGCUGGUCUACAAGAAUUUAUGAUGGGCGAUGCUGAUUUUGAUUUCCAAUCAGUUAUUCAAGAUUCACUUAAGAGUCUUUCUGAAGCUAAAGAAAAUUUGCCUGAAGGAAGUGAUAUGAGUUCUAUGUUUGCAAAUAUGGGAUUAGGCGAUGAUAUUAAUUUAGAUGAAGACAUGUUACCAAUGAUGAUGCAACUUUUGCAACCAUUAUUUAGUAAAGAUGUUUUAUAUCCUUCUAUAAAAGAUUUAUGUGAUAAAUUUCCUCAGUGGUUAGAAGAUAAUAAAUCUAUUCAAGCAAAAGAAGAUAUUGAUAGAUACUCAAAAAUGUUUGAACUUAUGAAAGAAGUUAGGGAUCAUUUAGAAACCCAAGGUGAAAAUGAUGAUGAAGUCACAAAACUAAGAAAGUUUAAAGAAUUAAUGGAAAUGCUCAAAAAUAUGCAAGAAUGUGGUCAGCCACCUCAAGAACUACUUGGAGAUGCUGGCGGACCCAUUAUGCCUGAUAGUAUGGCUCAAUGUAGAAUAAUGUAGUUAUAAUUAUUAAAUCUAAUUUGUUUUCAGUUAAAUAAAUUAAGACUGAGUUUCUUUUUUUAAGUUAUAGAAGUUUUUAUUUAAAUAAUAAUUAUAAAAUUAUUGAUAUAUUUUUUUUUAAUUAUGUUAUAUUUUUGUUAAAAAUUUAAACUCAAUACAUGAUAUUUGACAUUUAAUGUAAAUUUUGUUUAAAAAAAAAAUUAACUUGUAUUCAAGUGUAUUUUAAAUAAAUAAUCUAUUAUUGAAAUAUGUAUUACCAAAUAAAUGUUCGUAAAAUUUAUAUCAUUACAAUAUUAUUAACUUGUUAAAUCAAAUUUUGUGACUGUGACAUAGAAAAUGGAUAUAUUUAAUAUUUUUUAUGAGUUAUUUUCUCCAAUAUUUAUUUUUAACUUGUAGUUUAAAUGAUAAUUUAUUUAUUAAAAAUAAUAUGAGGUGUUGCUACUUAUUUGUAGAAUUAUGUUUAUACAUAUUUGUUAUGAAUUUUACUUUGAGUCAACUCAAAUGUUUAAUUAUAAUCAAAUAUUUAUACUACUUUUAGUAUUUUUAUUUAUUACUUAAAUUUAAACAGGGUUAUUUUAUAUUAGUAUAGAUAAUGUAGAAAUUUAGGCUUAAAAACAAUCAUUGUUAUUACUUAUUUUUUAUUAUGGUGUACUGAAUAAAGUUUUAAAAUUAUUUAUAUAUUUUUUAAUUUAUAUAAUUGUUUAACAUAAAAAUUAUAUACUUAUACAUUUUAGCUUUAAUGCGAAGCUGAGAAUGUAUUAAUUUACCAUGAUGUA
Daktulosphaira vitifoliae (grape phylloxera) is the source of this 1749-nucleotide messenger RNA. RefSeq names its product peroxisomal biogenesis factor 19 (gene Pex19). Gene Ontology annotation, cellular component: peroxisomal membrane; peroxisome. Lineage: Eukaryota; Metazoa; Arthropoda; Insecta; Hemiptera; Phylloxeridae. The record is from RefSeq and is a predicted model, not a curated record. The transcript has 3 exons. Gene Ontology annotation, biological process: protein import into peroxisome membrane. The coding region runs from base 239 to 973 and encodes 244 amino acids.